UUUAGCAGCCGGACACAGUCAGCGAGCGGACAAGAUGUUUCUCCUCGGCGGAAGCUUUCCUCUAACUCGUGUUUUUUCGGUUUUUCGCCGGGAGCUAUGAUUACCGGAGUCGUGAACGGACAAGGAUUUGGGAAUAUUGCGUGUGUAAGAGUUCGUUUGAGGAGUUCGGCGAGCGGUAAAGGAGCAGUCGGCGUUAGCUAAUCUGUGUUAGCUAAAGCUUAUAUAAACCCGGCUGUAGCUAAUGCUCAUUGAAGUCGAACUGAUUUUGCUCAGGUAAUUCAAUUAUCGGACAUGAGUUUGAUACCCAAAUAUUAGUAUAAGUUACUAAUAAAAUAAGUUUUUUUUCCACCCCUGUUCAGCUUAAAGGAUUUAGUAUUGGUGUAACGGAACACCUCUGGGGCAGUUAAAUGCCCCUUAAAAGUGCCAUUUUUCUAUUUUGUUUUUACUCGUCUCCUAUGAUUUAGUAGUGGGUAGCAGAUUGACAUGGAGUGGUUGAAGAUUGCAUUUUCUGUGAAACCUUUUAGAUAAACUCUGAUUCAUCGUCAUAUGUUGGGGUGGGGGUUGGAUUUUAUUCUUUUAUGUCACAUAGUUUGGAAAAAGCCUCAGUCUUGUUCCAAUGGCCGCGGUUGGGAGGCAGUCAGAGCGCUGGUCUGUUUUAGGAUCAAAACUUUCAAAUGAACAUUUUGGAAACGAGGUGAAAUAUAACAGCAGAGAACUUUAUCUGCGCUGGUCAGACCAACAUUGAGCCUCCGAUAAUAUACAUUUAAGUCACUGUGAAGAGAGAAGAUGGAGACGGGGGUUCUGCCUCACCAGGGCGACCUGCUCCUCCACCCGCUCUCCUGCCCUGGAGCCGCGGGGCUCUGCCCCGAAAUGCUCGAGGUGGCCGAGGAGGCCAGCCGGGCCGGGGACUUCAACCUGGCCGUAGAGAUCUACAGCUCCCAGCUCGCAGACCUCCAGCAGCCGGACCGGGGCUUGUGUCUGCGGAAGGGCGACUCUCUGGCCCGCGCCGGGCGGAUUUCGGAAGCGCUGGAGGCGUACUGCACCGCGGCCAGCCUGGGCAAGCUGCGCCCGGAGGAGCUGCCCGUCCUGGUGGACUCCGUCGCCCGGACGCUCCGCGGGAAGGAGCUGGGCCUUCCCGUGACCCUGACCGGCCAGACGAAAAAAAGCGACGGCGGACAGGACGGGGCUCGCAACGACGGGGAGUGCGAAGACGACGAAGCCCUGGAUUUGUUUUCCUGCCGCCUCUGCAAGUGUCUGCUGCAAGAGCCCGCAACUCUGGAGUGCGGGCACACUUUCUGUAAGCGAUGCGUGGAGGACGACGCCGUCAAACAUUGCGUGAGCUGCAAACAGAAACCGAGCAAAAGCGACCGGAGAGUUAACGUGGUUCUCAGCGGACUGCUGGACAAACUGUUUGAAUCUGAGAGCAAAGCCAGGAAGAUGUGGAUCGAGGGGGAAGUUCUGUGGCGUAAACAGAACCUGGCGGAGGCUUUGGAGCGAUAUAACGCAGCAGUAGAUCUAGCGCCCUCUUCAGGCAACCUGCUAUAUCAACGGGCUGAACUGCACAUGGAGAUGAGGAACUUCAACCAGGCGGUGGAGGAUGCUAACAGUCUGUGCAGGAUAAAGCCGCUAUGGACAAAGGCUCACUGCCUCAAAGCCACGGCGCUGAGUAAAGCCGACCGAAACGACGAGGCCUUGCAGGAAUACCUCCUUUGUCUGGCGCUGAAACCGGACUGGACCAAAGUGAAGCUUGAGGCUCAGAAGGUGCUCAGCGCGGCGUUCUCCUCCGUGUUCGAGAACGAGGACAUGCCCACGCCGCCUCACCCCCUGCAGGGCGGGCUGGCCACACGCCUGAUCAAACCCCCCGCCCUGCUCCAGUCGCUGAGGCCGCUGACACAGAAACCGGGCUGCUCCUCGCAGGAUUCAGAGUUCAACGUAGCAAAAAGCUCCCCUGUGGACGGACCAUCUUCCGAACUUUCUCCCAUGUCUCCCGCUAAGUCAGACGUGCCUUCCCCUGUGGCUGCAGGGGAAGGCAGCUCCAAAAGUCUGGCCAACGUUCUGGCUUCACUGCCGGCGCCCCACGGUGGCAUGAAAAGGAAGCACAGUGGUGACGGAGCCGCCGCACCGUUCAAACCUCCGUCCAAACUCUCCAAACCUGAUGAUGUAAAGGCGUUUCAGACGGCUUCAGUUUGUGGAGGCAGAGUGGUUCCUGUUGAUUUGCUGGACAGUGGAGACCUGGAGUGUUCACUCUGCAUGAGAUUGUUCUACGAGCCUGUGGCUACUCCCUGUGGUCACACCUUCUGCCUCAAAUGUCUGGAGCGCUGCUUGGACCACAACCCCAACUGUCCUUUGUGCAAGGAGAAUCUGUCUGAGUUUCUCGCUAGCAGAGGUUACAAUAAGACCUUUCUGAUGGAGGAAGUCCUACAGCGUUACCUUGGAGACGAGCUGGCAGAGCGGAAGAAAAUCCAUGAGGAGGAAAUGAAGGAGCUGUCCAAUUUGAACCAGGAAGUGCCCAUCUUCGUGUGCACCAUGGCCUUCCCCACCAUCCCCUGCCCGCUUCACGUCUUUGAGCCGCGCUACCGCCUCAUGAUUCGCCGCUCCAUGGAGACGGGCACCAAGCAGUUCGGCAUGUGCAUCGCCGACGAGCUCAGAGGCUUUGCCAACUACGGCUGCAUGCUGGAGGUGCGUGAUGUCAAGUUCUUUCCCGACGGCCGCUCGGUGGUCGACACUAUCGGAGUUUCUCGGUUCAAGGUCCUCAGCCACGGACAGAGAGACGGCUACCACACCGCUAAGAUAGAGUACCUGGAGGACAGGAAGGUUGAGGGGGAGGAGAUGGUGGAGCUCCUGAAGCUGCACGACUCUGUGUACGAUCAGGCCAACAACUGGUUCACGUCGCUGAAGGACAACAUGAAGAGUCAGAUCCUCAGCCACUUUGGACAUCUUCCCAGUAAAGAUCCAGACCCACAGGCGGUUCCUGAAGGCCCGGCCUGGUGCUGGUGGCUCCUGGCCGUCCUUCCCCUGGAGAACCGAGCCCAGCUCACCAUACUGGCCAUGAACUCCCUCAAGGACCGCCUCAUCGCCAUCCGAAGGGUCCUCAUCUUCGUCACCCGCAAGAGGCCGCGGUGAUUCAGCCUCGUUUCGACCAGCUCGGGUGUCUAUGCAGUUCAGAAGCCUGAUUUCCCUUGCCGCCGUUUGACUCCACCCGUUUACUUUUCGGUUUGCUCCUUUUCGCCCCGUGUCGGUCCGCUCUGAGAUGUUGAUGAACAUGUAGCCCUUCAGAGCACGUCUUUCUGCAGAUGGCAUCAGGUUGGUCGUGGGGGAAAAAACAAAACAAAACAGAACUUGAGUCAUCAUCACAUCAUUUUGUAAAGAUGUGCCAGACUUUUUCAUUGAAGGAACAACUUGCAGAAACAUCGAAAGCAAAGCAGCUUCAGGAUGAAUAACAAUUCCCCUCCUGUCACACACUAAGCAGUAUUCACCGGAGAGGGGAACGGGAGAUGGCCCACUACAGAAAUCUGCUGAAAAAUUAUGCAAAAACAAAAGGUUUUUUUGCAUAGCGACAUAUAUAAUGAAUGUACUGAAUGUUUUCUUCCUUUUUUGUUUCUCCUCCCCUCCCUUGCCUUACUAACUUUACCGAAAUAUGUUCAACAAAUUUCCUUGUAGAAGAACUAGCAAAUGCUGCCUCACUUUAAGUAUUCCUGACCGAGCCAAAACCAGGCCAGGUGUUUGGCGUGUAGCUGAGGACGAUGUCAUAACGACAGACGCACCGAGCCAAAUUUUGUUGCCAAUUUCCACUUUUGGUAAAACUUCUUAUUCUGUUUUUACAGACUCUGACAUAGAACUAACAGCGUUAAAAUGAUAUGUGAUCGGGAAGCAGCGUUACACUGUGAGUGUGUGUGCGCACGCAUGUGUGUGUAAGAGAAAGUGUGCACAGUUGCCUGGAAACAGAAUUUCCAAAAUGGAUUCCAAAUCCCACUUGUUUCAAGUCAGAGGGCAAAAGCUCUGAAUAACAAAACUAAGGAUGCACCGAUCACGAUUUUGGCCAGUACCAAUUUUUUUUUUUUUUUUUUUAAUUGAACUGAUGCUGUCAGGUGUUAUGAGGUCACAAUACGCCUUUCAGUGCUCCAAUUUUAUUGAAAACCAUUGAACCAAAGACAAUACUGUCGUGGAAUCUUCAGUUCACUAUUAAAUAUUUUCUGACAAUUUUGACUUAAUUUUAUUUUUGUUUUUUCAAAUGUCUUUUUUUUACUUUACUGCAAUCUACUUGAGACUUCUUCCCUCUGUGACAACGUCCACACCAAAGAGCAUUGACGGUAGUGCUACCUGGUAUGUUGGGCUUUAUGCAAGGUGCGUUCAGAGAUCGGGACAAAAAAAAAAAAAAACAGAUUUCUGAGUUUUCUACCAACCAGGACCAAUAAGAUAAAAAAAUGUAAUAAAAUUCAGCAAUUCCUCGGUGCGUCUCUUGUCAUGGCAGCUGUCGUGGGCGAGGACGUGAUUCAGCGCAACCUUUCGACUACAGCGUGCAAACGCGUGUUUAAUCCUGGCUUGGACGGAUCCAAGAACUUGCGUUGCGCAAACUCUGGUCACAGUAACGGAAAGACUGAUAGAAACUCAUCCAGAUGUUGCCGAAGUGGCACAUGGUGUCCUAUUGUAGCAGACCGCCGGGACAGAACAGACGUAGUUUUAGGUUGUCCAUGCACUCUUCUGUUUGUGUCUCUCUGCUCUGCCUGUAGCUGGGUGUCAGUGUGUAUAAUUUGGGUGAAUUAUAUGUAUCAGUGUAAUUCAGAGGCCUUUUUUAAUGUCUUCAAGGAACAACUUCAUCUUCUUUCUCUUUCACUGUCUGUAAUAUUAACUUGCACACAAUAAUAAUGCAAUUCCCGCCCCAUGGGGGUUUCCUUAUAAACAGUAAGACAUAUUUAAGCAACCUUGAAAACUUUUUUAUUAUUAUUAUUUAUAAUUCUGCAUCAUUUAAUUUUUUUUGCUUCUUCAGACAUUUGCUUUGAAAAAUAAACCCCAAAACACCAUUUAUGGCCAACUUCUACCUUAGUUUUUUUUUUUUUAUGUGAACCUAAAAUGCAUCUUUUUUUAUUAAGCAGUCGUGCAAUUUCCACAGAAUCUUACACAUUGAUGAAAACAACAACGAAAAGCAUAACGAUUCAGUUCAAAGUAAAGCUGCGGAGAGCUUUUUGCAAAAUACAUUUAAAAAAUCAAGUCAGCGCCUUAAUUUGAACUGAUUUUGUAAAGUCACUCUCCGGAAAAAAAAAAAAAGCCCGUAUGUAUGCAGAAUGGGGUCCAAGAUGAAUGUGAGCGGGGGACGUUUCAAUAACAGUUUGCGUGACAUUUCUGUGGAUGGCAACAUGUGGACAUGCUCGUCUUGAGCAACAUAUUUACUCGUGAAUACAAGGGGGCUCCUGGCCUACGUAAGCACUAUGGCGUUGAAUAGCAGACCAGUGAGGAAACCGAUCAGGUGGCACGUGCCCACGCUGAUCCAUCUCGCGAGGCGGUUGCAUUAUUCUUGUGCAUUUUUUCUCUACGUUAUUCUGUUCCUUCGAGAAGCUUGAGGCUCCUGCGGUUUUCACAGCGUGCUGUGACUCUCCAGUAUAUUUGUAAAGGGCGCUCUUGUACCUAUUUUUAUUUCAAAUAAAAAGAAACUCAUCACA
Poeciliopsis prolifica (blackstripe livebearer) is the source of this 5657-nucleotide messenger RNA. It is a transcript of the gene lonrf2, whose product is annotated as LON peptidase N-terminal domain and ring finger 2. The coding region runs from base 787 to 3123 and encodes 778 amino acids. The transcript is spliced from 12 exons. The record is from RefSeq and is a predicted model, not a curated record. Gene Ontology annotation, molecular function: protein binding. NCBI's taxonomy places the organism in Eukaryota, Metazoa, Chordata, Actinopteri, Cyprinodontiformes, Poeciliidae.